AUGCUUUGCACGGCCUCUCCCUCGGGGCACAUGAGGGUCUUCAAGGACGGCGCGCUCGUGGGGGAGAAUGCAGAGGGAAUGGCCCCCCUGCGACAGGACAGGCCGCGCAUGAUCCUGGGCGGCCACUACCUGUACGCCGACCAGGAGUUCAACGGUAGCCUGAGCGACGUGAAGCUCUGGAACCAAGAGGUGGCGUGGCCGACGCCCCCCGUCGACGAGUGCGAGGAGGACGUGGCGACCGCGCCGAGCGAGGCAUGCAAGGUCGCCAGUAGAUCGGGCCCCGAGGGGACGCCUGCACGGCCGCUGUGA
Prorocentrum cordatum is the source of this 309-nucleotide messenger RNA. Lineage: Eukaryota; Dinophyceae; Prorocentrales; Prorocentraceae. The record is from the annotation of a GenBank genome assembly.